GUGGACCAGGAGAGCUCAGAGGUUCCCAGUGGUCAGUCUGCCCAGCAGCAUCAAACACAGCUGGACUCCAUAUUUAUGCUGCUGGAGGAGAACAUCGUCACUUUUGUGAAGAACGAGCUGAAGAAGAUGCAGAAGUUUCUGAGUCCAGAUUACCCAGAAUGCUCAGAGAGUCAGAGGGAGGAUGAGGAGGUGUUGGACGGUGACGAGGAAAAGCAGAGGAAGAGCAGCAGAGAUGCAUUUUUGAAGAUCACACUGCACUUCCUGAGGAGCAUGAAGCAGGAGGAGCUGGCUGACUGUCUGGAGAUCAGAACUCGUGCUGACAGGUGUCAGUGUAAACUCAAGUCUAACCUGCAGAAGAAGUUCCAGUGUCUGUUUGAGGGGAUCGCUAAAGCAGGAAACCCAACCCUUCUGAAUCAGAUCUACACACCGCUCUACAUCACAGAGGGAGGGACUGCAGAGGUCAAUAAUGACCAUGAGGUCAGACAGAUUGAAACAGCAUCCAGGAAACCAGUCAGAACAGAAACAACAAUCAGACAUGAAGACAUCUUUAAAGCCUCACCUGGAAGAGAUGAACCAAUCAGAACAUUGAUGACAAAGGGAGUGGCUGGCAUUGGGAAAACAGUCUUAACACAGAAGUUCACUCUGGACUGGGCUGAAGACAAAGCCAACCAGGACAUAUACUUCACAUUUCCAUUCACUUUCAGAGAGCUGAAUCUGCUGAAAGGGAAAAAGUACAGCUUGGUGGAACUCAUUCAUCAUUUCUUUACUGAAACCAAAGAAGCAGGAAUCUGCAGGUUUGAAGAGUUCCAGGUUGUGUUCAUCUUUGACGGUCUGGAUGAGUGUCGACUUCCUCUGGACUUCCAUAACAAUGAGAUCCUGACUGAUGUUACAGAGUCCACCUCAGUGGAUGUGCUGCUGACAAACCUCAUCAGGGGGAAACUGCUUCCCUCUGCUCACCUCUGGAUAACCACACGACCUGCAGCAGCCAAUCAGAUCCCUCCUGAGUGUGUCGGCAUGGUGACAGAGGUCAGAGGGUUCACUAACCCACAGAAGGAGGACUACUUCAGGAAGAGAUUCAGAGAAGAGGAGCAGGCCAGAACCAUCAUCUCCCACAUCAAGACAUCACGAAGCCUCCACAUCAUGUGCCACAUCCCAGUCUUCUGCUGGGUCACUGCUACAGUUCUGGAGGAUGUGUUGAAAAGCAGAGAGGGAGGGAAGCUGCCCAAGACCCUGACUGAGAUGUACAUCCACUUCCUGGUGGUUCAGACCAAACUGAAGAACAUCAAGUAUGAUGGGGGAGCUGAGACAGAUCCACACUGGAAUAAAAAGAGCAGGAAGAUGAUUGAGUCUCUGGGAAAACUGGCUUUUCAGCAGCUGCAGAAAGGCAACCUGAUCUUCUAUGAAUCAGACCUGACAGAGUGUGGCAUCGAUAUCAGAGCAGCCUCAGUGUACUCAGGAGUGUUCACACAGGUCUUUAAAGAGGAGAGAGGUCUGUACCAGGACAAGGUGUUCUGCUUCGUCCAUCUGAGUGUUCAGGAGUUUCUGGCUGCUCUUCAUGUCCAUCUGACAUUCAUCAACUCUGGAGUCAAUCUGCUGGCAGAAGAACAAACUAAAUGCUGGUGGUCUGAAAUGUUCAGAGGCAAAGCAACACAUUUCUACCAGAGUGCUGUUGAUGAGACCUUAAAGAGUCCAAAUGGACACCUGGACUUGUUCAUCCGCUUCCUCCUGGGUCUUUCACUGCAGACCAAUCAGAUUCUCUUACGAGGUCUGCAGACACAGACAGGAAGUAGCUCACAGACGAGUCAUAAAACAGCUGAUUACAUUAAGCAGAAGAUCAGUGAGAAUCUGUCUACGGAGAGAAGCAUCAAUCUGUUCCACUGUCUGAAUGAACUGAAUGAUUGUUCUCUAGUGGAGGAGAUCCAACGGUCUCUGAGAUCAGGAAGUCUUUCCACAGAUGGACUGUUUCCUGCUCAGUGGUCAGCUCUGGUCUUCAUCUUACUGUCAUCAGAAGAAGAUCUGGAUGUGUUUGACCUGAAUAAAUACUCUGCUUCAGAGGAGGCUCUUCUGAGGCUGCUGCCAGUGGUCAAAGCCUCCAAGAAAGCUCUGCUUAGUUUCUGUAACUUCUCAGAGAGAAGCUGUGCAGGUCUGUCCUCAGUUCUCAGCUCCCAGUCCUCUAAUCUGAGAGAACUGGACGUGAGUAACAACAACCUGCAGGAUUCAGGAGUGAAGAAGCUUUCUGCUGGACUGGAGAGUUCACACUGUAAACUGGAGACUCUCAGGCUGAAUGACUGUAACCUCUCAGAGGGAAGCUGUGCAGCUCUGUCUUCAGUUCUCAGCUCCCAGUCCUCCAGUCUGACAGAGCUGGACCUGAGUAACAACAACCUGCAGGAUUCAGGAGUGAAGCCUCUGUCUGCUGGACUGGAGAGUCCACACUGUACACUGGAAACUCUCAGGCUGUCAGGAUGUCUGAUCACAGAGGAAGGCUGUGCUUCUCUGGCCUCAGCUCUGAGCUCCAACCCCUCCCAUCUGAGAGAGCUGGACCUGAGCUACAAUCAUCCAGGAGACUCAGGAGAGAAGAUCCUGUCUGCUGGACUGAAGGAUCCAAACUGGAGACUGGACACACUCAGCCUGCAGCCUGCUGGAGAACGAUGGUUGACACCAGGUCUGAGGAAGUAUUUCUGUGAACUCACACUGGAUCCAAACUCAGCACAUAGAAAACUCAAACUGUCUGACAACAACAGGAAGGUGACACGUGUGGAGGCAGAGCAGUCAUAUCCUGAUCAUCCAGACAGAUUUGACUACUGGCCUCAGCUACUGUGUAGAAAUGAACUGACUGGUCGCUGUUACUGGGAGGUCGAGCGGAGAGGAGGAGUUUUUAUAGCAUUGAGUUACAGAGGAAUCAUCCGGAGAGGAAACAGUGAAGACUGCAGGUUUGGAGGGAAUGAUCAGUCCUGGAGUCUGAGCUGCUCUGAUGGUGGUAAUUACUCUGUCUGUCACAACAACAAAGAAACAGUCUAUUCUUCCUCUUCUUCGUCCUCCUCCACCUCCUCCUCCUCCUCCUCCUUCUCCAUCUCUAACAGAGUAGCAGUGUAUGUGGACUGUACUGCUGGCACUCUGUCCUUCUAUGGAGUUUACUCUGACUCACUGAUCCACCUCCACACCUUCAACACCACAUUCACUCAGCCUCUGUAUGCUGGGUUUAGGUUCUGGUCUGGUUCCUCAGUGUCUCUGAUUAAUCAGAGACCAUACUCUCCUGGAGCUGAACCCAGCUGUAUGUCUUUCAAGAGCAACUGGUCAAAGGAUGCUCUUAUUGAAUUUAAACAAAGGCAUUCAUCUGACAAAAUAGUAGACCAGGAGAGCUCAGAGGUUCCCAGUGGUCAGUCUGCCCAGCAGCAUCAAACACACCUGGACUCCAUAUUUAUGCUGCUGGAGGAGGACAUCAUCAGGUUUGUGAAGAAUGAGCUAAAGAAAAUGCAGAAUGCUCUGAGUCCAAAUGAUCCACAAUGCUUAAAGAGUCAGAGGGAGGAUGAGGAGGUGUUGGACGGUGAGGAAGAAGAACAGAGGAGGAGCAGAAGAGAGGCAUUCCUGAAGAUCACACUGCACUUCCUGAGGAGCAUGAAGCAGGAGGAGCUGGCCAAUCGUCUGCAGAUCAGUAAGACAAUUUCUAUAAAGAUUUAACAUGCUGGAUCAUUUUCGUGUCAGUGUAAACUCAAGCCUAACCUGCAGAAGAAGUUCCAGUGUCUGUUUGAGGGGAUCGCUAAAGCAGGAAAUCCAACCCUUCUGAAUCAGAUCUACACACCGCUCUACAUCACAGAGGGAGGGACUGCAGAGGUCAAUGAUGAACAUGAGGUCAGACAGAUUGAAACAGCAUCCAGGAAACCAGUAAGACCAGAAACAACAAUCAGACAUGAAGACAUCUUUAAAGCCCCACCUGGGAGAGAUGAACCAAUCAGAACCGUGAUGACAAAGGGAGUGGCUGGCAUUGGGAAAACAGUCUUAACACAGAAGUUCACUCUGGACUGGGCUGAAGACAAAGCCAACCAGGACAUACACUUCACAUUUCCAUUCACUUUCAGAGAGCUGAAUGUGCUGAAAGAGAAAAAGUAUUGCUUGGUGGAACUUAUUCAUCACUUCUUUCCUGAAACCAAAGAAGCAGGAAUCUGCAGAUUUGAAGAGUUCCAGGUUGUGUUCAUCUUUGAUGGUCUAGAUGAGUGUCGACUUCCUCUGGACUUCCACAACAAUGAGAUCCUGACUGAUGCUACUGAGUCCACCUCAGUGGAUGUGCUGCUGACAAACCUCAUCAGGGGGAAACUGCUUCCCUCUGCUCGCAUCUGGAUAACUACUCGACCUGCAGCAGCCAUUCAGAUCCCUCCUGAGUGUGUUGGCAUGGUGACAGAGGUCAGAGGGUUCACUGACCCACAGAAGGAGGUGUACUUCAGGAAGAGAUUCAGAGAUAAGAGGCAGACCAGAACUGUCAUCUCUCACAUCAAGACAUCACGAAGCCUCCACAUCAUGUGCCACAUCCCAGUCUUCUGCUGGAUCACUGCUACAGUCCUGGAGGAUGUGUUGAAAAGCAGAGAGGAAGGAGAGCUGCCCAAGACCCUGACUGAGAUGUACAUCCACUUCUUGGUGGUUCAGGCCAAACUGAAGAACAUCAAGUAUGAUGGAGGAGCUGAGACAGAUCCACACUGGAGUCCAGAGAGCAGGAAGAUGAUUGAGUCUCUGGGAAAACUGGCUUUUCAGCAGCUGCAGAAAGGAAACCUGAUCUUCUAUGAAUCAGACCUGACAGAGUGUGGUAUUGAUAUCAGAGCAGCCUCAGUGUACUCAGGAGUGUUCACACAGGUCUUUAAAGAGGAGAGAGGUCUGUACCAGGACAUGGUGUUCUGCUUCGUCCAUCUGAGUGUUCAGGAGUUUCUGGCUGCUCUUCAUGUCCAUCUGACAUUCAUCAACUCUGGAGUCAAUCUGUUGGCAGAGGAACAAACAACAUCAUGGUCUGAUGUGUUCAGAGGCAAAUCAACACAUCUCUACCAGAGUGCUGUGAACGAGGCCUUAAAGAGUCCAAAUGGACACCUGGACUUGUUCCUCCGCUUCCUCCUGGGUCUUUCACUGCAGACCAAUCAGACUCUCCUUCGAGGCCUGCUGACACAGACCAGAAGUAGCUCACAGAUCAAUCAGGAAACAGUUGAGUACAUCAAGAGGAAGAUCAAUGAGAAUAUGUCUGCGGAGAGAAGCAUCAAUCUGUUCCACUGUCUGAAUGAACUGAAUGAUCGUUCUCUCGUGGAAGAGAUUCAAAAGUCCCUGAGAUCAGGAAUUCUCUCCACAGAUAAACUGUCCCCUGCUCAGUGGUCAGCUCUGGUCUUCAUCUUACUGUCAUCAGAAGAAGAUCUGGAUGUGUUUGACCUGAAGAAAUACUCUGCUUCAGAGGAGGCUCUUCUGAGGCUGCUGCCAGUGGUCAAAGCCUCCAACAAAGCUUUGUUGAGUGACUGUAACCUCUCAGAGCAAAGCUGUGCAGCUCUGUCAUCAGUUCUCAGCUCCCAGUCCUCUAGUCUGACAGAGAUGGACCUGAGUAACAACAAGCUACAGGAUUCAGGAGUUAAUCUUCUUUCUACUGGACUACAGGGUCCCCAUUGUAAACUGGAGACUCUCAGGCUGAGUGGCUGUAACCUCUCAGAGAAAAGCUGUGUAGCUCUGUCCUCAGUUCUCAGCUCCCAGUCCUCUAAUCUGACAGAGCUGGACUUGAGUAACAACAACCUGCAGGAUUCAGGACUCAAGCGGCUGACUACUGGAUUGGAGAGUCCACACUGUACACUGAAAACUCUCAGCCUGUCAGGAUGUCUGAUCACAGAGGAAGGCUGUUCUUCUCUGGCCUCAGCUCUGAGCUCCAACCCCUCCCAUCUGAGAGAGCUGGACCUGAGCUACAAUCAUCCAGGACACUCAGGAGAGAAGAGCCUGUCUGCAAGACUGGAGGAUCCACAUGGGAGCCUAGACACUUUUAGCCUGCAGCCUGCUGGAGAACGAUGGUUGACACCAGGUCUGAGGAAGUAUUCCUGUGAGCUCACACUGGAUCCAAACACAGCACACAGAAAACUCAAACUGUCUGACAACAACAGGAAAGUGUCACAUGUGAAGGAGGAUCAGUCAUAUCCUCAUCAUCCAGACAGAUUUGAUCAGUGUCCUCAGCUGCUGUGUAGAAAUGUUCUGACUGGUCGCUGUUACUGGGAGGUCGAGUGGAGAGGAGGAGUUUAUAUAACAGUGAGUUACAGAGGAAUCAGGAGGAGAGGAAACAGUGAUGACUGCAAGUUUGGAAAGAAUGAUCAGUCCUGGAGUCUGAGAUGCUCAGGUGGUGGUGGUUACUGUAUCUGGUACAAUAACAGAGGAACAUCCAUCUCCUCCUCCACCUCCUCCUACUUUGUCUCUAACAGAGUAGCAGUGUAUGUGGACUGUCCUGCUGGCACUCUGUCCUUCUACAGAGUCUCCUCUGACUCACUGAUCCACCUCCACACCUUCAACACCACAUUCACUCAGCCUCUGUAUGCUGGGUUUGGAGUCUGGUCUGGUUCCUCAGUGUCUCUGUGUUCUCAUUAG
Scomber scombrus (Atlantic mackerel) is the source of this 6585-nucleotide messenger RNA. RefSeq lists its product as uncharacterized. The record is from RefSeq and is a predicted model, not a curated record. Gene Ontology annotation, molecular function: protein binding. NCBI's taxonomy places the organism in Eukaryota, Metazoa, Chordata, Actinopteri, Scombriformes, Scombridae. The transcript has 17 exons.